AUGCCUGGAGAAUCAAGGAUUGAUCGGGAUACUAUUCCAACAGAAUAUCUUCAGUCUUAUCCCUAUCCAGCAUUUGUUCUUGUUGUACCAACAUCUUCAUCCCAAUCAUCCGAGAAUGGACAGCACACUUCACAUAUACACUCGUAUCCCCGUGACGAGCAAGAUAUCUUUGAACCUUUCAAGAUCUUCUGGGCAAACGAUAAAUGGAGAAAUCUCGCUCGAGGCAAUACGCUAUUAGAAUGUCUGGAUGUGGAAGGGGCGCGAAAGCUAGGAAACUGGAUAUCAGGAUUGGAAGGAAACGGAAAGAGUGAUCUACCCAGUCCCGACAAGGCCCAAUCCGAGGCCGGACCAUCGCAGUAUGCCCAGAAUACCUUGGCAGCGUCUAGAAAUAAUACUGCAAGUCCACAAGGAGGACCGAAGAGUACUGGAUAUGAUCGUAUAGGACAGUCCCCACAUAGUCCGCGCUCGAUACAACACGCAUCAUUCGGUCAAGAUGAUCCUGCACAAUAUCCGAGCCCUUCCUUCACCCUCCCAUUCCGCUUAGAUCUCGUCCAUCCAGUAAGAACAGCAUGGAAACUGCUUCAGGUGAUAAUGCCAAUAUGGCGGAUUGGAGAGAACGCUGAACGGACACAAAUAGGGACACAUAACUUCGCUAUCAUAACUACAAUACCUCGUACAUCGGCAACUUUAGAGAUGAUGAAUGGGCUGCGUGCAUAUCAGGGCGAUAAGCAGGACGUCAAGGAGAUAGUUUCACCACAAAUCGAAGAGAAGCCAUUCGCGCAGCCCAAAACAACUGUCCUCACAGGUUCACCUGGUUCACAUUCCAACACUCUGAAUAGACCAAUACCAUCAGCAUUCAGCUCUGAUCCCAGUGUUACUCGAGGAUCAGGAAUACCAACGGAGGAACUGAAGGGAUUUGAUUUUUCAACUAAGCAGACUGAGGCUAUAAGAUUUGGAAGAGAUGGUACAGUGACUCGGCCGACACCCAAAGCAAAAAGCAGUUCCAGUGAUACAAAAUACAAGACUGCCCAAGAAUUGAUGGAUAGCACAGAUUGGGCAGCUACAUCUUUGGGACCUAGAGAUCAAUGGCCGCAGAGUUUAAAAACCGCCGCAUCGCUCGUUCUGCAUUACCCUCAUCAAUGCUGCCUGUGGUGGGGCAAGGAUCUUACGCUGAUUUACAACGAUGCUUACGCUCAGAUGAUACACAAGCAUCCGCAUAUAUUCGGGACGUCUGGUAUCGUAGCUUGGUCAGAGGUAUGGCAUAGUCUUGGUCCUCUUUCGGAAUUGGUAUUAAAUGGUACUCCCGUGUACAAAGAAGAUGAUUUCCUGCUGUUCAAGCAGCUUCCAGCUGACGGCGAUGCAACUAUGGAAGAAUACCAUACAUGGAUGUGGGUACCUGUCGAACAAGAAGAUGGAACGUUCGGGGGUUUAUGGAAUGCGACUAUCGCAACGACCAGUAAAGUUCUGGCGGAAAGGAGAAUGACUACUGUGCAGGAGAUGGGUCAGAGGACUUCCAAUGCUAAAACAAUGCAAGAAUUCGAUGAAGCUGUAACCGAUAUAUUGGCCGCGAAUCCUCGGGAUGUUCCAUUUGCCGCGUUAUAUCACGUCGAUAUGCCUUCAACCGCAACUCGGAGCUCUGAAGGAACUCAAUCUAUCGAAGUCACUCGUAGUGACGGUCAAUCUGGCUCGCAAGCUGUCCAUCUUCGUCUAGCAGGAAGUAUUGGCAUACCAGAUGAACAUCCGACUACACCGUCUGCUAUAACGAUGGACAUCCGGCAACGAAUGCGUGGCAGCGCUGCAUCCUCCCGAAGUCGUCCGAGGUCACCAUCAUUGUCUGUGAUGUCUGGUCAUUCUCAUUCUGAUACUCAAACUUCUCAUGCCGGUACAAGUGUGCAUAGUGAAGAAGACGAAUCCUCCUUUUACUUGAAACAAUGGCCUAUACGGGAAGCUCUGGCCUCAAACAGACUCGUCAUGGUCGAAAAUUGCCAAAGUAUGAUUGACGGUUUUCCACUGAGGGUUUGGGACGAGUUGCCCACUUCGGCAGUGGUGGUUCCAAUUGCCAACGAUUCCGAUGAAGGAAUACCAAGUGCCGUGUUAAUUAUCGGAUUAAAUGUUAGGCGGUUCUAUGACGAUGAUUAUGAGGCGUUCAUUCGAUCACUUCAGGACCAUUCACAUGGCACAUGUAUACUAACAAAUAAAUCCAGACUAAGGGUUCAGCUGGCAUCGGGUAUUGCUGCCGUGAGAUCGUAUGAAGCAGAACGACGAAGAAUAGAAGAGUUAGCUGCGCUAGAUAGGGCAAAAAGCACAUUGUUUUCUAAUGUCAGUCAUGAGCUACGCACACCAUUGACUUUGAUCGCUGGUCCACUCGAUGAUCUUCUGCAUGAGACUCCUGCAGGUUCGAGGAGGGAAACGCUGGUAAUGGCCCGUCGAAACGUACGCCGGCUGACUCGUCUGGUGUCCACACUGAUGGAUGUGAGCCGCCUUGAGGCCGGCAGAUUGAAAGGAUCUUUCCAGCUGGUCAAUCUGGGAACGAUGACUCGGGAUCUGGCUGUUCUGUUCAGAUCAGCUAUGGAGAAGGCCAGAUUACAGUACUUCAUAGAAUGUGAUCUUUCACUGAGACCAGUAUACGUCGAUACCGAACAUUGGGAGAAGGUGGUGUACAACCUAAUAGGAAAUGCUAUGAAGUACACUAUGGCAGGUUCGAUAUCAGUGAAGCUGAAAUACGAAUCUGGAGACGCUAUAUUCGCUGUGCAAGAUACUGGUGUGGGAAUACCUGCUUCCGACAUCGAUUUGGUCGGCGAACGUUUCCAUCGGGUUCAGUCUGUUAGUCGAUCACAUGAAGGAACGGGCAUUGGUUUGGCUUUGAUAAAAGAACUCAUCAAACUCCACGGUGGCACAAUGUCGAUCGAUAGCACUACCGCUGAUGAAAGUAAGGACGGAUCGCAUGGGUCCACCUUCUCCGUGCGCAUUCCCCUUGGGUCUGGGCAUCUCCCACCUGGCUCUGUGGAUGAGGUUGCGGCAACGCAGGCAACACAAACGACAUAUGGCCAAAGUAUAAUCGACGAAGCCAUGCAAUGGACUAGAGAUCGAGAACAUAGCUCCACGACGUCCUUGGACGGGUCGGACAGAAGUAGCAGCCCAGACGAUCCUUUAGGCCGCAAUUCGAAAGGUAUCGAUACCAGUACUCUUUAUUUCAAGAAGGAAGAUGUCAUUAUGCUUGUUGAUGACUCAUACGAUACCCGUCGAUACAUGUUUUCGAUAUUCGCACCUUUCUGCACAGUGAUAGAAGCCAGAGAUGGACAGGAAGCGUUGGCCUUGUGUGCACAACAGGCCCCUGACCUGAUAAUAUCAGACGUCAUGAUGCCCAAUCUCGAUGGAUUUGGUCUUCUUCGUGCACUCAAACAGUCAAAGAAGCUGGCGAUUAUACCAAUCAUCAUGCUUACAGCUCGUGGUGGCGAUGAAGCAAGGGUCGACGGCAUCUUAGCUGGUGCAGAUGUCGCUAGAGCUCAUAUGCAGUUACAAUUUGGGAAACGAAGAAAGUCGUUGGAAGAAGCAUUUGACCAGCGAACUUCUGAGCUUCGAGCAGUGACAGAAUAUUCACCCGUUGGCCUAUUCCGGACUGCGAACGACGGAGAAGUCACUUUGACCAACAGUGCACUGCACGAGCUAUCUGGUUAUCCUGUUGAUCAAGCUGUGGAAGAUUGGGGAGUAUAUAUUGCAGAAGACGAAAAACCUGGAAUGGUUGCCUUUUGGGAACGGGUCCUAGGUGGGGAGGACGAUGAAAUUUCGAUUUCACACGACACCAAGUUCAGUAAUGGCAGAUGGGUACAAAUAAAAGCAAUACGUUUGAACAGAUUAGGGGGUGAUGCCGGUUCCGGAUUGACGGGAAUACUUGGCUGUGUGAUCGAUAUCACGGAGCGAAAGCUUAACGAAGAGGCACAGAGACUGCGAGUGACCGAAGCGGAACAAAGGCGUCAGGAAGCUGAAGAAGCAAAACGGCAACAAGAACUCUUGAUUGACAUCACUUCUCACGAAAUUCGAAAUCCCAUAAGCAGUUUGAUGCAGAUAAGUCUUGAUUACUGCUCGUCCCUCGUGAAAACGAACCUUUUGACCCUUCAGGAACAGCUAGAGCUGGUACAUCGAAAUAAAUCUUCCUUUGUUCCCACCGAACAACUGCUCACCAAUAUCGAGGAGGAUUUAGAAGCAUUAGAGAGCAUAUAUCAAUGUGGAUUAGCACAAGAACGUAUCUCUAAUGAUGUUCUGUCUUUGGGGAAGAUACAGCUCGAAAUGUUCGAUGUCGAGGUCGAUAUGCUGCGCGAGACCCAAAAAGUGCUAUCCAUAUUUCAGAACGAAGCAAGGAUGAAACGGAUAGAACUUUGUAUCAAGUAUGGAGAAGGUAUAGAUAUACUGGGUAUCAAAUCUGUCAAAACCGACCCUGUUCGAUUGAGCCAAAUCGUCACCAAUCUGCUCUCGAAUGCUAUCCGUUUCACUGCCACAAGUUACGAUACUUGUUUAAUGCCUCGCACUCCUAUACUCCCAAAAGAUCUGGCAGAUGAUAUGCCAAUUUACCUCUAUUUUGCAGUCACUGACACAGGUCCAGGUAUGACGGAAGCCGAGCUGGGACUGUUAUUCCAAAGGUUCUCCCAGGUUUCUCUGAAAACUCACACCAUCUUCGGAGGCUCCGGCUUAGGGCUCUUUGUGUGUAGACAAAUAACGCAAAUAAUGGGCGGGAAGAUAGAUGUCACAAGUCAAAAAGGCAAAGGUACUACCUUCCGAUUUUUCAUCAAAGCCCUGACAAGCCAAACUGCCAAUGUUCGAUCGUCUGUGGAAGUGAAGGGCAGCAUCGGCAAGCUUACCAAUCCGUCCAAAUCCAAAGCAAAAGAUGCAUUCCAGUUUGCGGGGAAGAAGCCGCAUGUCUUGAUUGUAGAGGACAAUCUCAUUAACCAGACAGUCUUAGCUCGGCAGUUGCGACACUGUAAUGUGACUUGCGAUGUUGCAAAUAACGGUCUAGAAGCCUUGGAAAAGAUCAGAACCGUUUGUUCCAUCAAUACUAUAGAAGCUCCCUUUGAUUGCAUUUUAAUGGACCUUGAAAUGCCUGUGAUGGACGGAUUGACGGCGCUGAAGCAUAUUCGAGAGGAAGAAGCAGAAGGAAAACUGAAUAAAAACCUGGUCAUUGCGUUAACUGGCAAUGCCAGGCAAGGUCAAAUUGAUGAAGCAAUGAGUAGGGGAAUGGAUGACGUCGUGAUCAAGCCUUAUCGAUUGGAUGAUCUGUUGCAAAAGAUUGAAGCAAUGAUGAGGCUUCGGGGAGGGGAAAACCAAAUAGACUUCAUCUUGAGUUGUCCCAAUUUCAUAAGAGCAGACCAUGCGCCGGGCAAGCCUCAGAUAAUAGAUUAUGAUCGGCUAGAUGAUGGAUAUUCACCACUAUGGGACAUAGGAGUCGUGUGGUCCAAUGACAAAUGGCAGGAUUUGGUGGAAGUGGAUGUACCUCUCGCAGCGAUAUUGGGCGAGCAGGAAACAGAACGACUGAAACGGUGGCUUGUAGAAUCAUCUCAUUCCAAAGGAUCUCCUGCUGUCAAGCACAUCAAUGGUCAAGGAGGAAAGAAUGGUCCAUCACCAUCUCGGUCGCUUCGCAAUACAAAUCUUACUGUGCAUCUCAGCUAUCCAAUCAAUAUAUCCCUGUCAUUGACCAAGACCUUGAUAUCCAAUUCUUCACCAGAAAUUGCGAUAUCUGGUCCAGCAAGCGGUUCUUUGUUCGUUAUCACUUGCACACCUCAACCAGAAAUGGCAAUGGAUGUUACUGCAAAAUCUCAUGCCUCUCAAGCGCGUCAAAUAUAUCUUGGAAAUAUGACUGAGCCUUCCAUUCCGUUUCCUAUCUUGUUUUCCCAUCGAAUCUCUGGCACGGACCCUUCCACGCCGAGGAGUAACGAUGUCUCCGUGCUUUUGCAGACUAUAGAUUGGGAUCAAACUCCCCUUGGACCUAGAGAGCACUGGCCGAAAAGUUUAAAGACCAUUGUGUCUGUGGUUUUCGGUUACUUGACUCCUGCAGCUAUAUUCUGGGGAGAAGAGUGCACUUUGAUAUACAAUGAAGCUUAUUCUCGAACUACUGCCAAGCACCCAUAUGCAUUUGGAGAACCUGGAGCCGAGGUUUACAAAGAGGUUUGGGAUUUUCUAGGCCCCAUGGCUGCACAAGCAAUGAAAGGCGUCAGCUUCAACCAGGAAGAUGCCACUGCAAGGUCAAUGGAGGAAUACGAUUCCGCUAUCGUUGAAAGUAUGCAGAUUUCACCUCGUGAUGUUCCCUUCAUGGCCUUGUACAGGAUGGAUCCCAAAAAGGGUACUACAUACAAAAAAACAGAACACGAGAGUGGCGCAAUCGAAGAAGAUGGAUUUCAUACAAUGCGGUUGACUGCUUCCAUUGGUGUUCCCCGUGACCAUCCAUCAAUGCCUUUCGUUGCAAAUGUCAUGAAGCGGAAACUACCUGCGACUGCUUCUUUUCAAAACCCCUCUGACACGCCCCCAAACGUCGACUUCGCGAUCCUGCCGCCUGUAACCAAAACAGAAACCCUUUCCGACUCAAAUAUCGUAUGGCCAAUAGGAGAGGUUCUCGAGAGCCACAAAAUGGUCGUUAUGCAAGAUUGUCGAAACUUGAUGCAAGGAUUUCCCAUCCGCGUAUGGGAUGAUUUGCCGGAAGCUGCUGUGAUCAUACCUCUCAACAGUGAUUCGGAGCAGGACGUACCCGACGCAAUUCUCAUAUUGGGUCUCAACAAAAAUCGGCCUCUAGACGAAGGGUACAUGUCAUUCUUAAUUGGUUCGGGUAUCGCUGCUGUGAGAGCUGCAGAGGACCAGACUUUGCGUGUGGAGAAUUUAGCCGCUUUAGAUCGGGCAAAGACCGUGCUAUUCUCUAAUAUCAGUCACGAACUCAGAACGCCUUUGACACUGAUCAAGGGGCCCGUGGAAGAUUUACUGCAAAGCUCGCUUGAUCGGUCGCAGAGAGACUUGUUGACGAUGGCUCAACGGAACGUCCGACGUUUGACUCGGCUGGUAUCAUCUCUGAUGGAUAUCAGCAAGUUGGCAGCAAAUAAAUUGACUGGCACUUUCCGCCUAGUCAACCUUGGUGCGCUGACCAACGACCUUGCUUCGAUGUUCUGUAACGUCUUCGAGAAGACCAACCUUCAAUACAAAAUAGAUUGCAACUCGGAACCAUCGGAAACGUACAUUGACUCAGAGCACUGGGAGAAAAUCGUUCUGAACUUGAUCAGCAAUGCCAUGAAAUACACUCUGCAAGGAUCCGUUGACGUGGUUCUCCGCUAUGAGCUAAAUACUGUGGUGUUAGAAGUGCGCGACACGGGGGCUGGUAUACCAUCCAAUGAUCUGGAUCGUAUCGGAGAACGGUUUCAUCGGGUUGCGUCCACUAGCCGAUCACACGAAGGUACCGGGAUUGGUCUUGCAUUGGUUAAAGAUUUGGUAAGGUUGCACGGGGGCACAUUUGAGAUUGAAAGUGUGACAGCUACGGAGUCCGGUGAUGGCUCACACGGAUCUACUUUCAGGACUCGCAUACCCCUGGGAUUCAAUCAUCUGCCGAAUCAAUCUGUCAUCCUGGGCGAUGUCGAGCACAUCGAGGCUCGCUCAUAUGCUGAUGACCUCGUGAGCGAAGCUAAUCUUUGGAACCGAAAUCAAGAAGGUCCAGACAAAACCUCGUAUAUGACUUCUGGAGGAACAUCAACUGGUUCUACAAGCUCUGGAUCGUCUCCUUCAGUGGGACUCGAUUUCCCUACGAAAUUAUUCGAUAGGGCGGACACUAUCAUGAUCGUAGAUGAUUCAUAUGAUAUGCGGAAAGUUAUUGAAGCCCACGACGGUCAGGAAGCUCUCGAACUCUGUUCACGCGCACUUCCUGAUCUAAUCAUAUCUGAUAUCAUGAUGCCUAGACUGGACGGCUUCGGUCUGCUUCAGGCAUUGAAGUCUUCAUCCAAUCUGAUUUCGGUACCGAUCAUAUUGCUCACCGCUCGAGGGGACCAAGACUUCAAGGUCGGCGGUUUGAUGUCAGGAGCGGAAGAUUACCUCUCGAAACCCUUUAGCACGCCAGAGCUGCUAGCCAGAUCUCACUUGCAACUUUUGCUGGGAAAAAAGCGAAGGCAAUUGGAAACAGCAUACCAGAAACAAACACAGGAACUGCGAGCGGUUCUAGAUUACAAGUGGGCGCAAUCCGUCGCGGAGUCGAGCCUAGAACAUCUCACAGCAUUCUGGACAUCAGCUUUCACUGCUGAUCCAUCAAAAGUGACUGAGUCUUGUGACUUCCAAUGGGCCAAUGGUCGGUGGGUUACUGUCCAAGUAACCCAAUUGAGCCUUGUGGAGCCUGGCUUGACGGGAUUAUUGGGCUGCGUGACUGAUAUCACAGAUCGGCGAAAACAUGAAGAGGCGCAGAAGUUGCGCAUCACCGAGGCUGAGAACCGACGUGUAGAAGCUGAAGAAGCCAAACGUCAACAGGAGUUGUUAAUAGAUAUCACUUCGCACGAAAUUAGGAAUCCAAUCAGUACGAUACAAGAGCAGCUCGAGGUCUGCAUGAACAAGGAGCUGCCUUUUAAGCCUACUGGACAACUGAUGAAUACUAUCAAAGAAGAUCUGGACGCUUUAGAAAGUAUAUACCAAUGUGGACUUUCUCAAGAGAGAAUAUGUAGCGAUGUCUUAUCCUUGGGUCGUAUCCAAUUAGAUAUGCUCCAGAUGUAUGACACAGAGACGAAUAUCAGGGAAGAAGCUCAAAAAGUACUUUCCAUCUUCCAAAGUGAGGCACGGAUGAAACGGAUAUCGUUAUCGCUCAAGGAAGGAGAAUCAAUGGAAAGGCUAGGAAUCGACACAAUCAAAAUAGACCAUGUGAGACUGGGACAAGUGUUCACCAACUUGCUAUCGAAUGCUAUACGAUUUACAGCGAACAGUGAUAUACGACGAAUCGAGCUUGCUGUAGAUCUAAGUUUCGAUCCCCCUUCCGAUUCAAGUUGCGGUAUGCCACCGCCUUCAGAACAACCACAAACUGUGAAACCGGGUCAUCCUAUCUACCUUUACGUUGCAAUCACCGAUACUGGGCCAGGUCUUACUCCUGAAGAACUGCAAAAGCUGUUCCAUAGAUUCUCGCAAGUAUCCCCCAAAACGCACACUGUCUUUGGAGGAUCAGGCUUGGGACUUUUCGUUUGCAGAAAAAUAACUGAUAUUAUGGGAGGACGUAUUGAAGUUUUAAGUGAACGCGGCAAAGGAAGUACAUUCCGGUUCUUCGUGGAAGCUCGAACCUGUGAAAUGACUACAUCGACAACACCCUCUCAGAUCUCUUCACCUUCAGGAAGCAUCAAGAGCAAACGCCCAAAGGCACCGAAGCUGAAGCAAACCGAAAGCUCUAUGAGUGUUGCGAUGUCGAAAAUUCCAAGUUGGGCAGUUGGAGGUAAAAAACCCAAAGUUUUGAUCGUAGAGGACAAUCUCAUCAAUCAAACGGUUCUGGCUAGACAACUAAAACAUGUAGGAUUUACGGUCCAAGUCGCCAAUAAUGGAUUAGAAGCUUUGGAGAAAUUCAGACAGAUAUCAAGCUCCGAUGGUUCAAAGGAGAAAUCAUCAUUUAAUUGUGUCAUUAUGGAUUUAGAAAUGCCGGUCAUGGACGGUUUGACGGCGGUUAAGCAGAUUAGACAGGAUGAGAUUACCAGUUCGUUGAGCAGAACACCUGUACUGGCAUUAACUGGUAAUGCUAGACAAGGUCAAAUUGACGAGGCAAAGCUAUCUGGUAUGGAUGACGUGAUCAUCAAACCAUACCGUUUAGACGAUCUUUUGUCCAAGAUUGAGAGUAUGAUAAGGCCUGAAUCGAAUGAUGUUGUAGCAGAAACGAAUAGACUGAAUAUAAAUGGAUAG
Molecule: messenger RNA, 9882 nt
Organism: Kwoniella shivajii
Lineage: Eukaryota; Fungi; Basidiomycota; Tremellomycetes; Tremellales; Cryptococcaceae
Exons: 88
Coding region: 1-9882 (3293 amino acids)
Biological process (GO): phosphorelay signal transduction system; phosphorylation
Molecular function (GO): phosphorelay sensor kinase activity
Source: RefSeq, a predicted model, not a curated record